Trichomonas vaginalis G3 is the source of this 621-nucleotide messenger RNA. Its product is annotated as RNA polymerase II transcription regulator recruiting protein. The coding region runs from base 1 to 621 and encodes 206 amino acids. The transcript has a single exon. NCBI's taxonomy places the organism in Eukaryota, Parabasalia, Trichomonadida, Trichomonadidae. The record is from RefSeq and is a predicted model, not a curated record.
AUGGAUGAUACAGAGGACGACCCGUUACUGGAACCAUCAUUAUCCAUCAACGAUUCCACUUUCAUGAUGGAAAAUGGUAGUACAAGCAACGAUGUUAAGAACGUCUUCAGAGAAAUGUUUCAAUCAAAAACUUUAAUUCCAACAGAAAUUCAAAACAAACAGAACAUUAGGACAGAAAUUAGUAUAGAUUCGAAUCAAAUGAAUGAAAAUGCAUUUACGCGUGAAAGUCAAAAUCUUUAUUUUUCACAGUUUCCUCGACAUGAUGAAAAGAGUCGAAAUAAGUCGCGUUCAUGGACUCCAGAAGAAGACAAUCGACUGAUUGAAGCUGUAAAUAAAUAUGGCUCCUCAGAAUGGUGUAAAAUUGCACAAUACGUUGGGAAUGGUCGAACUCGAUCUCAAUGUGGGCAAAGAUGGAAUAGAGUUCUUAGCCCACAGAUUUCAAAAGAUCCUUGGACGCCAGAAGAAGAUCAGAAGCUCGCAAAUUUAGUUUGUUUAUAUGGGGACAGAACUUGGUCAAAAAUUGCGAAUGAAAUGGGAUCAAGAUCCGAUGUUCAGUGUAGGUAUCGAUGGAAAAGGACGCUAAAGGCUGCUAUUACUAAGGUAGUCACAAAAUCUAAGUAG